CAGAUAAGAUGAUUAUUUUGACAUUUUCUCGGAGGUUGAUUGAUAGAUACCAUGGCAGCUUAGUGCCGGCCAGUCAGUUAUGACAAAAAACGUCGUGAUACAUCUCUGUCAAUGAGGCUUUGGCUGGCAUCGAGCUUGAAACAACCCAGCCUUUGGAGCUCUUAAAUCAAAGAAAGCCACUGGAACCUAAGAUUUGUGGGCAUUUUGCCUCCGCGCCCCACAAGUCUAAAAAAAAGUUGGGUUAUAAAUAAGCACGAACAGCACAACAAGAGUGAAAGAAAAAGGAUCUUUUUCACUAGCGUUUUUUCAUUCCAUUCAGCAUCCCUCUUCCAUUUCCUCGUCCAUUUAUGGGCUUGGCACAUCCGAAAACUUCUUCACAUUCAAACAUGGAAAAUAUGCGCGAAACCCCGGCUCUCUCUCCGGUAUUUGAGGGUCGUCUGUACCUACGUUCCGAAAAUAAGCAAUGGCAAUUGCGACUGUUUCGUUUCGACGGUACGACAUUAACAUGCCUAUCCACUCGAAAAGUCAAGCUUCCACCAGGAACGCGUCUCGAUCCAAGUGUACUUGAUUUGAACGAAUUAGUCAUGAACCGAUCCCCCUCUGCGUCAGUAACCUCCCCUCUUCUUGCCACGCCUGCAAACAAAUCUCGUACAAAACCUGGCGCUGAUAUGGCUGGGUACUAUCAAUUACCAAAGUGGACAGUCAAUGUCGCAGAUAUAUCUGGCAUUUCCAUGUUGAAAAACAAUAAGAGAAAGAAUCUUUUUACGAACCAAAAUUCGUUAUGUUUUUGUGUUCGGACCUACGAUGACCGUUGCUACGUUUUAAAGGCUCAGAAAGAAAAAGAUUUGGAACGAUGGCUCUUCAUAUUGACCAAGAUGUGGGACUUUGCUAGCGCAUUACGAUCACACUUCAACCCUGAGUCACAACAGCAGAACAUCCAAGGAGCCAACUUACAGCAUAAUGACGAUAAUUUACCAUUGGCUCAAACCAUUAGUCCUAAAACCCUUGCCAUUAUUACCUCCCAGGAUCAAUUGCCUCGUCCUUCAUCACAAAAUGUCAGUCCUCAUACCCCACCCAGCACCGUUCGAAAGUUGGUUCCUCCUCUUCCCAUGGAAAAUUACGGUAGAUUGGCACAAAAUUCGUCACCCACCGAUGUGUAUGAGCAACGUUACCAGAUGCCACAGCUCAGCAGUGAAAAGCUCGAUUGGAUAGAUGCUUGGCGAAAUUCUUUAGCCGAGUUAGUGGCAAGUGAUCCGCAAAUCAAAUUAGCUCCUCCUGUCAUUGAACCUAUCAAGGACGAUGAUUCCAUGAGCAUAGCAAGUGAAAUGACCAGUAUUACGACUCGCGCUCGGUUAAAGGCCGAAGAGACUGCUGAAUUGAAACCGCCAUACUCCAAUACCACGGGUCUACGACGUCGAAUUACAACUGGAUCUCGACACAGUGCAAGGAAACCCACAAUCAGUCGCCGAAAAGCCGGCGCCGCUGCCCGACUAAAUAUAGUCGGACCAGCACCUGAACUAAGUAUGGUAGAGAAGGAGCAAAUAGAUGACGAAUCAUCCUCACCUAAACUCCAACGCAAGCGAUCAAAAGAUGUAAAAAAUUGGAUAGAGUCCGAUCGUCGACCUGGACGCGCUUCUCGAUCUUCGUCCACCCGACGGCCAUCGUUUAGACGUCCAGACAACGUGCGACCAUCGUCUACACCUGAAGUGUACAGUCUCAAUUUCUUCCAAAGUACGACUCCUAGUGACGAAACAGAUAGUCCAAAGGAACCCAACACAGCGUGGACGGCGGCCAUCAAUGCUGAUGAUAAUGGGUUAAAAUAUCAUUCUUCGGUACGUGGAAAGGCUAUUCAGCUCGUGCAGCCUUCCGAAAAGAGCAAAGCGACUGUUAUCCAUGAAGAUGCCGACGCAGGGCAAGUCCGCUCUCGCUCAUCAACUCCUACUAGUAAACGUUCAUCCAGCCCAGCUCCGCAGAGUAGAAUACAUCACAAUCGUUCAUCCAGUUCUUUGCGAUCAGAUCAAAUUGUGUCUUCCUCACCUUUAACCAACCUCAUCUACAAUAAUGCUCAGGCAAAGAGAAACAGUGAUAUGAGCUCAUUCGACCUUGGUGCGGGGAAUCCAAGGCGAAGGUACUCUGGAGGGUUCAAUGGCGAAGAAAAUGGACCUUCCUUUGCCGAAACCCAGCAAAUGAUGUGGCAAAAGCACUAUCAUUUGCAGCAGCAGCAGCAUAUGCAAGCCGCUGCUAUUGCAGCGUACCAAUACCCAGCCAACUAUAGUUAUGGAAGCAUGCCGUCCCUCGUGUCGCCUGCCAUUCCUCCCGUCUCUGUACAGCAUUCAUUUAUGUCCUCCUUCCCCCGAAAUUUUCCAUCGGGCACCACACCUGACGACGACAAAUACUUGGGGGCAGCAUCCGAUACCCCGGUCAUAAACAAACGACAUCAAUCCUUAUAUUAUCAAUCAGCUGAAGGAAAAAGUUACAACGAUACCUCCAGACUGUCCGACGACCUUGCUCAACUUCGGGUUCGUCCCAAGUUGUCAGUAGCUGACAGUGACGUGUCAAGCAGAUCAAGGCGACCAGAGUCUUGGAUGGGAACCAGGUCAACAACACAGCAUCAUGACCUUGGUACUACCAAACGGAAAUCGAUGAGCACUUUCAAUAAGCUGCUGGAUCAGCGACCUGCGAUUCGUCAACAUAACCACUUUUAAUACCUUUCGUUUCAUUUCAUUGUCUGCGUGCGUUCUCUGUAUCAAAAUUAUUUCUUUUACUUUCUUUGUUGCCCCAUUACAUUGCAAAUCAUCAAUAAAACCUGUACCGCUCAUUUCCUUUAGUUGUAUGCCAUACAAACCGUAUCGGCAUCCAUCCUGAUUGGACCGACCAGCAGAAUUGGCUGGCAUGGCCAAUGAACCUAACCUACAGGUAGGGCCAAGG
Messenger RNA from Umbelopsis ramanniana AG, 2928 nucleotides. RefSeq lists its product as uncharacterized. Lineage: Eukaryota; Fungi; Mucoromycota; Umbelopsidomycetes; Umbelopsidales; Umbelopsidaceae. The record is from RefSeq and is a predicted model, not a curated record. The transcript has 2 exons. Bases 348 to 2705 code for a protein of 785 amino acids.